CCGGCGGGACGACACGUGACGUCAGACCACAACAGGAAGCCGGAGUCACGUUGCUGGCGAUGGCUCACCGGGCGACGGCGGGGCGGCGCUACCUGCGGGCGUUCGUCAGCGGCUUCUUCGUGGCCGUUCCCGUCACGGUCACCACGCUGGAUCGGUUGGCCUACGUGGCGCGAGUGGAGGGAGCGUCGAUGCAGCCCUUCCUGAACCCAGAGGGGGGGUCCGACUGCGACGUGGUCCUGCUGAACCGGUGGAGCGUGAGGAACUACGAGGUCCGGCGAGGCGACAUCGUCUCCGUCAUGUCCCCGAAGAAUCCCCAGCAGAAGAUCAUCAAGCGCGUUAUCGGCCUGGAGGGAGACUUCAUCAGAACUCUGGGCUACAAGAACCGAUACGUCCGAGUCCCCGACGGCCACUUCUGGAUCGAGGGCGAUCACCACGGACACAGUCUGGACAGCAACAGCUUCGGACCGGUGUCAGUGGGGCUGCUGCACGGCCGAGCCUCUCACAUCAUCUGGCCUCCCAAUCGUUGGCAGAGGAUCGAACCGUCUCUCCCGGUGAACCGAGGACCGCUGGACACGGAGGAAGAGGAGGAGGGAUGAAGAGUCACCAACACACACCUUUUGUCUUUUAAUGACU
This is a messenger RNA of Cyclopterus lumpus (lumpfish), 633 nucleotides long. It is a transcript of the gene immp2l, whose product is annotated as inner mitochondrial membrane peptidase subunit 2. Gene Ontology annotation, molecular function: serine-type endopeptidase activity. Bases 60 to 596 code for a protein of 178 amino acids. The record is from RefSeq and is a predicted model, not a curated record. NCBI's taxonomy places the organism in Eukaryota, Metazoa, Chordata, Actinopteri, Perciformes, Cyclopteridae. Gene Ontology annotation, cellular component: mitochondrial inner membrane peptidase complex; membrane. The transcript has 6 exons. Gene Ontology annotation, biological process: mitochondrial respiratory chain complex assembly.